AUGAGCAGAGAUACAGGCCGCCGCUUCUACCCAGUUGCGCUGGAACCAUCUGUUUCUGCUUCUCUCGGAGCAGCUUCACACUCUGGACCUGGCGACGCAAGUGCCCGCUCAUCUCUUCCUAGCUAUGUGGCCUUGAACUUCAACUUCAAGCCAGAUUCUACCAUCGACUGCAAAAGGGGAGCCCUGUUCCAGCCUGGUCCAAGCCGCAACGUCAAUGCUGACUGGCAACUGGAGCUUGAGUCGACAGAAAUGGUAGGCGAAUCUGGCUCCAGCUCUACAACAGAUAACAUCAGUGCAUCAAAGAAGAAGCAUGCACAUGUUUUCACUGGGCCACAAACUCUUGCCAAAGCAUACGACCUUGUUCUAGUAUGGGACGAAACAGCUAGGAUCUACCGUAUGGACCGUAUCGCUUCCACCUUUUCGCUCAAGUACGAACGAUCAAAGACAACUCUCAGCACAAACGGUCAGGACGUGUGGAAGAGUGAUGCGGUGAAACCAAGCAAGCGCUCGAUCUCUGGUGGCUCAGAUAUACGUCCAGCUGCUGAAUGGCAAGAGGGGACAGGUCGAACAGCUAGCACCCAUAAUCCGGAUUCCAAUAGUCACUCAGUCGAGGCAACGCCGACUCUUUCCAACGGUAGGAAACCAGGAGAGCUGAAGUUGCGGAGUAAGGCAAGUCCCAUUGUGGCGCCGGUGCGACGGUCUUCCCGUUUCAGCUUGGCAGUGGAGAUGGAGGAAUUCGACGAUCACUCCGAGUCGCCUGCGGAGACCUCAAAGGCGUCGGCGAACAGGUCAAAGCGCAGCCAUACGUCACAGGAGACCGAAGUGCGUAACAAGGAAGAAAGCAAGAAGGUCAAGCUGCCAGCCUCGGCCAUCAAGGAUCUCGGCGUGAGCGAUGAGCCUGCCGCCGGGCUGCGUCGAAGUCGGCGUCGUUCCAGUCAGGCUCAAGGCGAUGCGCAAUCCUCUCCUCAUGACCAUUCCGCGGCAGAAGGGCUGUCCUCCACAGUCAAAACAGACGCAGCUAAGAGUGCAGACGGGGACGACGAUGAACUGGCGCUGGAGUUGGAGCGCGAGUUGCAACGCGAACUCGAAGUCGAGAUGCAAGACGCCAAUGAGGCGGAACAACAGGCGCGUUCAAGUGAGGAUUCUACCAUCAAGGUGGCAAAGUCAACAUCGAACCGAUCCCUCUCUCCAGUCUCUAGACUCAAGCGCGGAGAAAUGCGAAUGAAGAUAAGCACGCCGAAGGCACACAGCCCUGAAUUAGACAACACGCCUGGCUACCCGUCGUCGUCACGAUCGGAAGCUUUCAAACGGUCCAUCUCGCCGUCGACAGGGCGUUCGAGUCCUACUGAUGCCGGACACGCGUCCAACUCGGCGUCCAUCGGUCUGGGCUUGCACCUGACAGGAGUCGGCAUCACACCUACAGCGUCACCAAGUCUGGACGUAGACAGCCCUGUCGACCCGUCCAAAUCACCUCUCGCAUUCGAGAUAGCCGCAGCGCCGGCGCCGGCAUCCAAAGCAUCAAGCAAAGACGAUGAAGCGGAAGAAGGAGAAGAAGAAGACGACGACGAUGAUCUGCAGGACUUUGCAGCUGAGCUCGACCUGAGUCUAGCCGAAGUCCCGGAUGCAUCUUGCUUAGUUCCGCCGACUGUCGUGGAGAAGAGGCGAAGCUCCCGAGCCUCCACUGCAGCUCAGAGCACAGCGGGUGCAGGAACGAGGCAGGUUCGCAAAGCGUAUGGACUGGGUGGGCCACGUCAGGAAGAGGAAGAGCUAGAGGACAGUGAUUGA
Messenger RNA from Mycosarcoma maydis (corn smut), 1785 nucleotides. RefSeq lists its product as uncharacterized. The record is from RefSeq and is a predicted model, not a curated record. The transcript has a single exon. NCBI's taxonomy places the organism in Eukaryota, Fungi, Basidiomycota, Ustilaginomycetes, Ustilaginales. Bases 1 to 1785 code for a protein of 594 amino acids.